CCCCACAAAACAAAACCCACCCCCACUCCACUCCUGGUCCGGGGCCACUCACUCCCACAGUGUCAGAGCUCAGAGCUCAUAGCUCGCCCGGCUCCCACCGCCUGCCGCCCCUGUCCUUCCUUCCCCUGGCAGGGAAUCUUCAGUGCUUGCCGGCCGGCCGGCAGAGAGGAGGGAGCGGCAUGGUGCAAUCAAAGAAGUUCCGGGGAGUCAGGCAGCGCCACUGGGGCUCCUGGGUCUCCGAGAUCAGGCACCCGCUGCUGAAGAGGAGGGUGUGGCUGGGAACCUUCGAGACGGCGGAGGAGGCGGCGCGGGCGUACGACGAGGCCGCCGUACUCAUGAGCGGCCGCAACGCCAAGACCAACUUCCCCGUCCCGAGGACCGCCACCGGGGAGCUCGCGCCCGUGCCGCCCGCCCGGGACGCCCGUCACGGCGGCGGCGGCUCGUCCUCCUCCACCGCCUCCGGCGGUGGCAACAGCCUGUCGCAGAUCCUCAGCGCCAAGCUCCGCAAGUGCUGCAAGACGCCGUCCCCGUCGCUCACCUGCCUCCGCCUCGACCCGGAGAAGUCCCACAUUGGCGUCUGGCAGAAGCGCGCCGGCGCCCGCGCCGACUCCAGCUGGGUCAUGACCGUCCAGCUCAACAAGGACGCCGCGUCCUCCGGCGAUGAGCCCCCGCCCAGCGACGGCGCGACGACCACGCCCACCUCCACGUCCACAUCAACGGUGACGACUGCUGGCUCGCCGCCGGCGUCGUCGGUGAUGAUGGACGACGACGAGGAGAGGAUCGCACUGCAGAUGAUCGAGGAGCUGCUGGGCAGGAGCAGCCCGGUCUCGCACCCACAUGGCAUGCUGCAGGCCGGGGAAGGCAGUCUCGUCAUCUGAAGGCGAGAGGAAAUCGCUUGCAUGGCUGAGAACAAGCAAGCUAGCAUGAUCAAGUCACUGUCCCAGAUCAGAUCAAGUCUUUGGUAGAGAGUUGGUUGGUGCAGCACAAGCAGUGAAGAUUGCAUCAUGUCAUAGGUACCUCUAUUACUACAUCGAUCCAGCUUAAUCAUAGGAAAACCAAAACCAAAAAUAUAUAUAGUAAGAUAUAAGAUUAGUCACAACCGUGCCAAGCUCUGUAUUUAUUAAAGGCUUACUUACUUGUAUGUAUACCCUUGCAGUCCCCGUCAUGAUAGUCAGUCGCACUGUCACCGGUGAAACCCCUUUCCUAUGUAUCAAUAAUAUCAGGCUAUAUAUCAAUAUCAGCGGUGUCGCCUUCUAAUAAAAGGAAAUAAUAAUUACCUACCU
Molecule: messenger RNA, 1283 nt
Organism: Setaria italica (foxtail millet)
Lineage: Eukaryota; Viridiplantae; Streptophyta; Magnoliopsida; Poales; Poaceae
Product: ethylene-responsive transcription factor WIN1
Exons: 2
Coding region: 180-878 (232 amino acids)
Biological process (GO): regulation of DNA-templated transcription
Molecular function (GO): DNA-binding transcription factor activity; DNA binding
Source: RefSeq, a predicted model, not a curated record